Messenger RNA from Adineta steineri, 942 nucleotides. Lineage: Eukaryota; Metazoa; Rotifera; Eurotatoria; Adinetida; Adinetidae. The record is from the annotation of a GenBank genome assembly.
AUGUUCUUUGGAAAUAGAUCUGCUGGUUUAUGUUCUGACAACAGCACAAAUAACAGUACAUCAGUUUUUUUGAUUACAUUUGGCUCCAGUACAAAUAAUUAUUCUAAUAGCACACCUUCUAGUUUUAAUUUUACUACAAGCCAUAUACAAGUAAUUAAUACUGCAAUACAAGACGGAUAUUUUGGUUUCGUGAAUGCGGUUCCUAAUCACCAUAAAGUAUGGCAGAUUGGCAAAUUAGAUUAUGCAACGAACGAAAAAAAUGGAUACAUGUUUUUAGUUAAUGUAGCGAAGGAAAAGAAUACUGUAAUUUUCAAUUCUACUAUAAAUGAUCUUUGUAUUGGAUUACGUUAUGAAUUUUCUGCGUACUUAGCAAAUGUGGAUAUACCACCGACUGGCUCUCGACAGAAGCCAAAUGUCCGCUUUGAAGUUCGAGCUGCAACAUUUCAAGUUGGUAUACUAAAGAACUCAUCAACGGGUAAUAUACCUGCAGAAGACUAUAUGCCUUGGAGAAAGUAUGGCGUUACAUUUAUAGCAUCAAAUAAUUCAGUCGUUCUACUUAUUAUCUCAAAUGUUGCAAGCAGUAGCGCGGGCGGAAAUGAUUUAGCCAUUGAUAAUAUUGAAUUACGUGGUUGUUCAAAUAAUUAUUCUAGAUUGUGUCCAUCAGAAGAAACUACGACAUCACAACAUACGUCAUCAGCAGCAACAACAACAACUAUUGGGAUGGCUGAACAUUCGACAUCACAACAUAUAUCAUCAUCAUCGACAACAACAACAACAACAACGACAACUAUUGACAUGAAUGAACCUUCAACAUCACAACAUAUAUCAUCAUCGAUAACAACAACAACAAUAACUACUAUUGGCAUGGAAGAAACUACGACAUCACAAUAUAUAUCAUCAGCAGUAGCAGUAACAACAACUACUGACAUGAGUAAACAAUAG